Messenger RNA from Phacochoerus africanus (Common warthog), 1951 nucleotides. It is a transcript of the gene ARPC5, whose product is annotated as actin related protein 2/3 complex subunit 5. Gene Ontology annotation, biological process: Arp2/3 complex-mediated actin nucleation; regulation of actin filament polymerization; cell migration. The coding region runs from base 198 to 653 and encodes 151 amino acids. Lineage: Eukaryota; Metazoa; Chordata; Mammalia; Artiodactyla; Suidae. The transcript has 4 exons. Gene Ontology annotation, molecular function: actin filament binding. The record is from RefSeq and is a predicted model, not a curated record. Gene Ontology annotation, cellular component: actin cytoskeleton; cytoplasm; Arp2/3 protein complex.
GGAGGAGAGCGUGUUCCUGAGAAGGAAGAGGCGCCGCCAGCGCGCAGGCCCAGAACCACCCGGGCCGGGGCUGCGGGCCGACGCCUCUGAGCGGAAGAGGGAAGUGAAGGCGGCAGUCUGCGGGUGCCAGCCGGGUUGGGCUUGCUAAGGUAGAGGCAGCACCGAGGGGAGGCCUUGGCCGCCGGUCCGGAUCGAGGAUGUCGAAGAACACGGUGUCGUCGGCCCGGUUCCGGAAGGUAGACGUGGAUGAGUACGACGAGAACAAGUUCGUGGACGAGGAAGACGGGGGCGACGGGCAGGCCGGGCCCGACGAGGGCGAGGUGGACUCCUGCCUGCGGCAAGGAAACAUGACAGCUGCCCUACAGGCAGCUCUGAAAAACCCCCCUAUCAAUACCAAGAGUCAGGCGGUGAAGGAUCGAGCAGGCAGCAUUGUCUUGAAGGUGCUCAUCUCUUUUAAAGCUAACGAUAUUGAAAAAGCAGUUCAAUCCCUGGACAAGAACGGUGUGGAUCUCCUAAUGAAGUAUAUUUAUAAAGGCUUUGAGAGCCCCUCUGACAAUAGCAGUGCCAUGUUACUACAGUGGCACGAAAAGGCACUUGCUGCUGGAGGAGUGGGGUCCAUUGUUCGAGUCUUGACUGCAAGGAAAACCGUGUAGUCCAGCGGGAACUGGAUCUCUCCCAUGGGGUGGGAGUUGCUGGUACAAAGACCAAAACAACCAAAUGCCACUGCUGCCCUUUGGCAGCAUCAGUUUCUCUCAGCUUUGCCUUCUUGCUUACUUUUCAUAUCUGUAAAGAAGAAGAUUACAUAUCAGUUUUCCUUUCAAGAAAAUUGGGAUCAAAUGUUUCAAUAGGAGUGUUUCAUGCUCUCAGAAUGAUUUCAGUGAUGUGUAUACCAGUCUGUAUAUAGCAUCAUUUACAUUCAAGUUUAAUUGUGCAAUUUUUAACCCCUAUUGGCUGAUGCAGGUUUUUUUUAUUUUUGUUUGUUUUGCGAGAGGGGGUUUUUUGGUUUUGGUUUUGACUAAUAAUGAGAAAUUUGAUCAACAUUUGAGACUGGUUUCCUAACUCAUUGCUAGCCAGGAAAUGAUCUUUAUUAAAAAAUGUUUGAGAAACUGGCAGCUAUUAGCAUUGCAAAACUGGACCAAACUUCCCUUAUUUAAAUAAAAUGUGUUUCUGGAACAAGUGGCAGCUGAACCCGACCAAGUUCCAGCUCUUGUUUCUGCUUGCCUCCAGAUUAUGUGAGUUUAAGGACACUUCUUCCUCUCAGCAUCGAAUAAUCGUGGCCUCUUGAUUUCUUUGUGGUCACCCAGGGUAUAGAGCAAGGAAUCUUGCUCUCCGCAGACGUGUCUGUAAAAUGCCAGAGCCUUUUGACAUGAGCAUAAUACUUUUUGUUCUAAUAGUAUGGCCCUAUUCGGGGAAACUCCAAUUCAGAAAGGUUGUAGAAACUAUGAAGUAGUUCAAACCUGGGCAGCCAAUUCUUUAGAAUUAUAGCGGCUGCCUUCAACGUUCCGAGGUAUAAAAUAGUAUUUAAUAUGUCCUAUAAAUGUCUUCAGUGUUCUUCAGGGUAAUUGGGAUCACAAAAGGUUUGGUUCGGAUCCAAACAGAUGCACAUUCUGUAUUUUAGCUCAGUGUUUUUUUAAAAAAAGAAAACGCCACACAUGAAAAAAGUGUUUACUUUGUUGGACAAACCAAAUCCAUUCUCAAAAAAAUGACCGGUGCUUAUGAGAAGUUAUUAUUCAAUAGCUCUAAAACAAGCCACCUGAAUGCUUAUGACCAAGAGGGAAGUCAGACUGUAUUUAGUAUUUACAUUAGACACCAGUGUCAUAAUCACUUGAGUUGUGUGAAAACUGGUGCAGAAAUUCUGUAAACUCUUUGCUGUUUUUGAUACCUGCUUUUUUGUUCUGUUUUGUAACAAUGACAAAGUUCAGACAAUAAAAUGUCCGUGUUGAAUAAUUUA